UUCCGGCGGAGGAAAGAGGAAGUGAGAGACGCGGAGGCGACGACGACGGCAGACGCUGUAGCCCUCCGCUCCCCCUCCCCCGCUGCCCUAGUCCCGUCGUGCUUUGCGACCCCAGAGUCGAUCGCUCGCUCGCUCGCGGUCGGGGCUCGCGCCGCACCCCCCCCUUCCCCCGGUUUCCAAGGAGACGCGCCUUUCUCCCCCUUCUCUCCUCAACCGCCGCCGCCAUUAUGUCGGCCCAGGCCCAGAUGCGGGCGCUGCUCGACCAGCUGAUGGGCACAGCUCGGGACGGAGACGAAACCAGACAAAGGGUGAAGUUUACAGACGACCGGGUGUGCAAGAGCCAUCUUCUGGACUGUUGCCCUCAUGAUAUUCUGGCGGGAACGCGCAUGGACCUGGGCGAAUGUACAAAAAUCCACGAUUUGGCUCUCAGAGCAGAUUAUGAGAUCGCGAGCAAAGAGAAAGACCCGUUCUUCGAGAUGGACGCGAUGGAUCACUUGGAGUCCUUUAUCGCCGAGUGUGACAGAAGGACCGAGUUGGCCAAAAAGCGGCUGGCAGAAACGCAGGAGGAGAUCAGCGCCGAAGUGGCCGCAAAGGCAGAAAAGGUGCACGAGCUCAACGAAGAUAUUGGCAAACUGCUGGCUAAAGCGGAGCAGCUGGGCGCCGAAGGGAAUGUGGACGAAUCCCAGAAGAUACUGAUGGAAGUCGAGAAAGUUCGAGCAAAAAAGAAAGAAGCAGAGGAAGAAUACCGCAAUUCCAUGCCUGCCUCCAGUUUCCAGCAGCAGAAGCUGCGCGUGUGCGAGGUCUGUUCCGCGUACCUCGGCCUCCACGACAACGAUCGCCGCCUCGCCGAUCAUUUCGGAGGCAAACUGCACCUGGGCUUCAUUCAGAUCCGCGAGAAGCUGGACCAGCUGCGGAAAACCGUGGCGGAAAAACAGGAGAAGAGAAACCUGGAUCGGAUGAGGCGAAGAGAAGAAAGAGAGCGAGACGACCACGUGGGCCAGCGGUCUGGAUCAAGAAACAGAGAUCGCAGGAGGUCUCGAUCUCGCGAGCGGAGGCGAAGACGCUCCCGGUCCGCUUCCCGGGAGAGGCGGAAGACGUCCCGCUCCAAGUCCCACGAGCGGGAGAGGCACAGGCGCCACCGGAGCCGUUCCCGCAGCCACAGCCGAGGCCACCGGCGGGGCUCCAGGGACAGGAGCACAAAGCACAAAUCCUCGCGAGAUCGCUCCUCGAGGGAGAAGUCGCGGGAGAGAGAGAAGAAAGACAAGAGCUCUUCCGAGAGACGGCACGAGAGCACCAACGGCAAAUCUCGCUCCAAGAGGUCAGAGGAGAGGGAAGCCGGCGAGAUCUGAGCACCGGCAGAAGGCCUCUUUUGUCGUACUGUAUAUAGCCCUCAAGAAAUGUUCGACAUGGUCCGGAAAAAAACGUCCCAUUUAUAUUAACUGAAUGCAGCACA
This is a messenger RNA of Heteronotia binoei (common prickly gecko), 1453 nucleotides long. It is a transcript of the gene LUC7L, whose product is annotated as LUC7 like. The record is from RefSeq and is a predicted model, not a curated record. Gene Ontology annotation, cellular component: U1 snRNP; U2-type prespliceosome. The coding region runs from base 228 to 1349 and encodes 373 amino acids. Gene Ontology annotation, biological process: mRNA splice site recognition. Lineage: Eukaryota; Metazoa; Chordata; Lepidosauria; Squamata; Gekkonidae. Gene Ontology annotation, molecular function: mRNA binding. The transcript is spliced from 10 exons.